AUGGCAAAGCCCAAAGACGGAGGAGAAAAGAAGGCAAGCAGAAACUCUUCUAAGCACGGAGGCUCGAAGUCCAGGGGAGAGACUAAGAAGAAGAUUGUUUUGAAGAGGAAGCCAUGUCCCAUUCAAGGAAAGGUAUUUCCAGAUGCCUCAAAGAUGGAGAAAGAUCUUUUGGUGCAUGGAACUAUUAAAGACAAGAUUGAUGUACUUACACUGCUAACGGAAAGGAAUCCUUCUGCAGAAAACUACAAGGGCCUCCUUGCAUUCUGUGAGAACCAAAGAAACGAUGUUCAUUACUAUGCACUCAAGAACAUCAAGGACCUUCUUAUAUCAAAGAGGGAGGUUGGAAAUCCCUAUAUCAAGCAAAGGAUCGUAAAGUCGUUUGGAGUGAACCUUCGGAACCAAUACAUAAAGAAGAAGGUUAUAAGGUUGGUGGAAAAGCUGCUAGAAAAGGGAGUCUUAUUUGUGGAUCUGAUCCAUCUGUUUAUCAACAAACUGGGAGACAAAAAAGACACGACCAGCAAUGUGAUUGAUAAGCUGCAUCUCCUCUUUCCUGGAAAUGAAGAAACCAUUCUUGAUGGAGUUGAGGACUUCUACUUCAAAAACGACUUAUUUAGAUCCAGACAUGUUGUACUGAAGUUCCUGUCCAAGCUGGACUGUGAAAACAAAAGAAAGGCUUUUGAGGUAUUUAACAACAUUCUCAGGGAUUUCAACGAGAAUAUUCCUGAAGAGCACAGGAAUAUCUUACUGGAGGACUUGAUUAUUGGGCUGGGAAAAAACAUGACGGAUGAGAAGGUAUGCAGGAUGGAUAUCAUAAGGAAAGCUGUGCAUACCGAGAAGAUGAUUUUCUACGGGAGUAAGGUGCUGUCUAACUGCAAGGAUUCCGAGAUGAUUCUGUUUUUCAAGAAUGCAAUUAGGUCAUAUAAGAUGAGAAAUUCAAAGCACUUGCCGGAAUUCCUCAACAUGGUCCACAAGGCUGUGUCUGCAGACGAGAAGAUUGAAUUCCAUAAGUUCCUCCUGGACACAUCACUUCUAUACACCCCGGAGUAUAUAAUAUCAAUACUGAUCAUAUGUUCUGAGGCUAGGAAGGCCGGGAUAAGCGGAUUCGACAAUAUACAUAGCCUCCGGAUUCUUGCCUUACAUCACAAUGAUGCAGUUCGAGGUCUUGCACUUCAACUUAUUAGUGACGAAGCAAUUCAUCCAUUUGAUCCAUUCGACAAAAUGAGCCUUUUAAAUGCCGAGAUGAUGUGUGGAAAUCUAUGA
This is a messenger RNA of Encephalitozoon romaleae SJ-2008, 1260 nucleotides long. Its product is annotated as Nucleic-acid-binding protein. The record is from RefSeq and is a predicted model, not a curated record. The coding region runs from base 1 to 1260 and encodes 419 amino acids. Lineage: Eukaryota; Fungi; Microsporidia; Unikaryonidae. The transcript has a single exon.